UGGUGUGUUAUAGGAAAUAAUGCCUGUGAACACACAGCAGGCACCGGGCAAGGCCAACACCCAGCUCGGCCUCCAGAACCAAGGCUGUCAUGAAACUCUCAACUACUAGGGAAGACCAGUUGUAAGCGCCAUCCGCCUGUAAGUUGUUCCUCGUUGUGUGAUGUAGGCUGGCGAGGUUGGAAGAAGUUGAAGGGUACCACCUCGUCUUCACUGUGAGGCAUGCGUGAAGUAUGAGUGGGUAUGGACAAGGAGCUGGAAGUGGAAAGUGAUAGAGCGGGAGCCCCGGAAGAACCAGAAAUGAGUCCGGAGAAACAAGAAGAAGCCAGUCAAGAAAGUCCACUAAUACAGGGUCUGUCCAGCCAUGUGACUCCGUUGGUCCCAGAAUUUUUGGAUCCAGCACAUAUCCAGGAGGAGGCCUUGGCCCAAGAGGACAACAAUAUACAAUACUUGCCUGCAGUGGAGCCCAAAGGUCCACAGCCCAAGGACAUAUUCCCACCUGAACGGGGCAGUAACAUCUCCAAUUUUUCAGCAAAAACCAUACAGCCCAAGCAGGCCGACAUCCCCAGUUUUUCAGCAGCAACAAUGCCACCCAAGCAGGCUGAUACCCCCAACUCCCCAGAAAAAAUUAUCCCGCUCAAGCAGACGGACAUCUUCAAUUCCUCAACAAAACCCAUAUCACCCAAACAUGUUGAAACUUCCAGUUUCUUAGCAAAAAUCACCCCACCCAAGCAGGGCAAUACACUCAAUUCCCCAACUAAAACCACCCCAUACAAACAGACUGAUAGCCUCAAUUCCCCAGCAAAAACCAUCCCACUCAAGAAGUCUGACACCCCUAAUUUUUCAGCAAAAAUCAUCCCACCCAAGCAGGCUGACACCCUCCAUUCUUCAGAAAAAAAUAUCCCACCCAAGCAAGAUGACCUCCCCAAUUCCUCAGAAAAAAUCAUCCUGCCAAAGGAGGAUGGCAUGUCUACUUCUUCAGAACAACACAUUCCACCCAAGAAGGGUGACACCAAUUCCCCAGCAAAAUCCAUCCUGCCUAAGCAGGCCAGUAGCCACAAGUUCUUAGCAAAAUCCAUUUUGCCCAAAGGGGCCAACGCCCCCAAGUUGUCAGCAAGAACUUCCCAGUCUAAGCAGGUCAUCAGCCCCAAGGUCUUAGCAAAAUCCAUCCUGUCCAAGCACAGCCACACUUCCAAGUCCUCAGAUGAAAGCAUCCUGCUUAGGGAUAGUGACACCAAGUCAUCAGAAGAUACCAUCCACCCCAAGGAGGGAGACAUCCUUAUGUCCUUAGAGGAAAGCAUCCUGCCCAGACAGGUUGACAUCAAGUCCUCAGAAAACACCAUCCACCCCAAGGAGGGUGACCUCGUCCAGUCCUCAAAAGAAACCAUCCUGUCCAAGGAGGAUGACAUUCCCAAGCCCUCACAAGAAGCCAUCCAGCCCACAGAAGGUAAUGUCUUGGAGCUGUCACAGACAAUGGAACUCCUGGAGGUGGACUUGGUGAAAGCGAUCCUGAGCAAGGAGGAAUUUGAGUUGGCACUCAAGGAGGCUGGGGAGAGACUGGUAGCCGUGGACUUCUCUGCCACCUGGUGUGGGCCUUGCAGGACCAUCAAGCCCCUUUUCCGGUCCCUGUCAUUGAAGUAUGAGGAUGUGGUGUUCCUGGAAGUGGAUGCUGAUGAGUGUGAGGAGCUGCUGAGGGACCUGGAGAUCAUUUGCAUCCCAACCUUCCAGUUUUAUAAAAACAAAGAAAAGGUGGGAGAAUUUUGUGGUGCCGUUAAGGAAAAACUCGAAGCAAUCAUUGCAGAAUUAAAGUAAUUGUGGACUCUGAAAGCACUGUUAACAGUCACCUGGUUAUAGUCUAUGGGUUUUUUUUUUAAUUUAUUUAUCAAGAGAUGAGACAUAAAGUGUCUGCUCAUAAGUGAUCAAGUAUUAACUCCACCUUCUCAAAAAUCAGUAAAGCACUAAAGCAUCUUGUGACCAUGUUCUCCUUGGUAGAAAGUGUGAUAUUAGAAUUUCCUUUGGUGGAGUUUGAGAGCGCACCUGUCUCCUAUUUUUUUUUUUUUGUCUCCUAUUUUUUUGAUGAUGAUCUUUUUUGGAACUCACCCUUGAAAAUUCAGUUCACUUGGUGUUAGUGGCAACGUUGGACGUUUAGACAGUUUUGUAAAAGCAUAGGAUUUAUAGAUGAGUGGAGACUUCUUUUCUCAUUUGGGGUUUCUGAUAAGAUGUUUUGGGAAAUAAAGAAUUGGAAAGAUUCUC
This is a messenger RNA of Mustela erminea (ermine), 2250 nucleotides long. RefSeq names its product thioredoxin domain containing 2 (gene TXNDC2). The record is from RefSeq and is a predicted model, not a curated record. The transcript is spliced from 2 exons. NCBI's taxonomy places the organism in Eukaryota, Metazoa, Chordata, Mammalia, Carnivora, Mustelidae. Bases 241 to 1809 code for a protein of 522 amino acids.